AUGUUUAAGAUGAUUCAAAAAUAUGAUGAUUCAACUAAUAUAUUAUUAAUUAUAGUAUCAUUUUCAAUAACAAUAAUAUUAUCAUUUAUAUUUUGUAUUUAUAAAUUAUUUUUUAGUAAAUCUAGAUAUCAAAAUGGAGAAUAUCAAACAUUAUCAUCAUCAAUUACUGAUAGUUUAAUGGGAUCACAUUCAAAUGAUGUACCAAGAGAAUUUUUAAAUGAUGAAGAAAGUUUAAAACAUUUAGCUGAACAAUUUGAUUUUACAAAUUUAUCACCUGAAGAACAACAACAAUAUUUAAAAUCUCAAGAAUUUGCAAUUAUAAAUCCACCUGAUUUUAAUAAAACAAAGGGGAAAACAUUUUCAUUAGAUGAUGAAAAAAUUAUAAAAGAAUAUGGUAUAAAUGCUUUUAAAUUUGAAAUGGAAAAUGAUAUUUUAAAUCCUCAUUAUAUUAUUGCAGAUAAAACUGAAAUAAAUUUUAAUAAUAAUGAUUUACCUUAUUGUACUACAACAACAUCCUUAAAUUAUCCUUUACCAGUUAGAAAUAGAUUAUAUUCAGAUACUAUAUAUUUUGAAACUAAAAUAUUUGAAUUUCAACAAUCAACAAAUACUCAACAUUUUGCUAUUGGAUUAAUUACAAAACCUUAUCCAACAAGUUUUAGAUUACCUGGUUAUAAUAAAUUUUCUAUAGCAUAUGAAAGUACUGGUAAUUUAAAAAUAAAUAAACCAUUUCCAACACCAUUACAACAACAUUUAGAUGAACAAAGUCAAUAUAAUGCAUUAGUUUUACCACCAUUACAACAAUCAGACGUUGUUGGAUUUGGGUAUGUUAUUCCAACAGGUACUAUUUUUAUAACAAGAAAUGGUAAAAAACUUUUGGAUGUAAUGAAAGGAUGUUUUGUAGAUAUGUACCCAGCAAUUGGUUGUUUUUCAACAAAUGCUAAAUUUCAAGUUAAUUUAGGACAAAGUGGAUUUGUAUGGAUUGAAGCAAAUGUACGUAAAUAUGGGUUUGUUUCAACAAGUGAUUAUAAAAAAUUACAAGGUGAUAGAGGAUUAGCUCAUUUACCACAAUAUAAUAAAAUUUUAAAUAAUGACACAAAUGAUAAAAUUUUAGAUAAAGGAGAAGAAUUACCACCAAGAUAUAUUAUUGAAGAAGAAUUAGAUUUUUUCGGUAGAUCAUCAAAUGAUAUAACAAGGGUAGGAUCAAGUGCUCAACAUAUGAAAUUAAAUGAAAAAGGGUUUAAUAAGUAUGGUUCAACUGAUGAUACUGAAAUUAAUGAUGAACAUUAUCAAAGUCCAGAUGAUGAAGAUGAUGAAGAACAUGAAGAAAUUAAACUGCAUCAUAAUAAUGAUGUUAAUAUAACUAAUGAUCCUGAAGAUAUUAUGGAUUUAAGAGAAAGAUUAUAUGAACAUGAUAUUAGAAAUGCUAAUAAUAAUUUAAAUGAAUUAGAUCAACAAGAUUCUCAAGAUUCAGAUGAAUCUCAAGAACUUCAACAAAAACCAAAAUCUCAAUCUCAAGCUCACCCACAAGAACAAGUACAAGAACAAGUACAAGCCCCACCUCAAUCACAAGUACAAAUACAACCACAAAAUCAAGAACCUGCUCAACAUCAACAACAAGAAACAACUCAACCAGAAGAAUUAGUACAAGAGUCAACUCAAGCACAAGUAUCAGUAGAUACUCAACAACCUCAGCAACAAAAUUCCGAAGCUGACAAAGAUAAAUCACAAAAUGAAUCAUCAACUACCGCCUCACCCCAAUCAACAACUGAAACGGCCUCAGACGAACCACAAGCUGAAAAAUCACAACCAAUAGUACCAGACCCAGAACAAAAUUCAAAAACUGAUACCACGCAAACAACAGUGCCAACAGAAAUAACUCAAUCAAUAGAAAAUGGAGAAACUGUAGAUAAUGGAGAAGUAGAAAAUGAUGAAGAUAAUGAAGAAUCAACAAGUACAAAUAAUGUAAAAUCUAAUUCACCAAGUUCAUCCGGUAAUAAGAAGAAGAAGAAGAAAACACCUAAGAAGAAGAAUAAUAAAAAAAAAAGAAAGUAA
Molecule: messenger RNA, 2052 nt
Organism: Lodderomyces jiufengensis
Lineage: Eukaryota; Fungi; Ascomycota; Pichiomycetes; Serinales; Debaryomycetaceae
Exons: 1
Coding region: 1-2052 (683 amino acids)
Molecular function (GO): protein binding
Source: RefSeq, a predicted model, not a curated record